Molecule: messenger RNA, 1241 nt
Organism: Darwinula stevensoni
Lineage: Eukaryota; Metazoa; Arthropoda; Ostracoda; Podocopida; Darwinulidae
Source: the annotation of a GenBank genome assembly
AUGCAAGGAGUCUCGAGAGAGCGGAAGAAGCCGUGCAGCUGGAUCCGGGGAUGUUCUCCGGGGAAGAGCGAAGCCCCGCCCCCCGCCUGCGAUCGGUCGGCUGCCGCUUCUCCUCCGCUCCCAUUGGUGGAUUCCGGAUCCUCGCCGCGCCUGGAGCGGCUCCUCCGGGGGAAACGCUUCCUAUUCACCGUGAACGGAGCCCCGUAUAGGACCGCUCGUGAGCUCGUCUUCGUCCUUCGUCAUGCCCUGCCCGCAUCCUGUCACCCGCGCAUCGAGCGUCCGCAUCCCAAAUAUUUUCGACUCUCGAAUCGGGAAAUCGAAAUGCCAAUUUUUCAUCGCAGUGUCAAUUUUAAUCCGCUGGAUCCGGCGACCCGUCGGACGCAGAUCCGCGAGCGAUCCACCUGUCGGAAUUCCUGCCGUUCGUCUGACAACGAGUCCAGGUCUCGCAUGCCUCACACCGGCCAGGCGGGGAUCAACCAGCUGGGCGGGGUGUUCGUGAACGGACGCCCCCUACCGGACUGCGUUCGCCGGAGGAUCGUGGAGAUGGCGCUGAUGGGGGUGCGACCGUGCGACAUCUCGCGGCAGCUCCUGGUGUCGCACGGAUGCGUGUCGAAGAUCCUCACGAGGUUCUACGAGACGGGGUCGAUCAAGCCGGGGUCCAACACGGGGUCGAAGCCGAAGACCGGAAUUUCACCGGGAACGAGCUGCGGCGCAUCGCGACGAGGCCACGGAAGGAACACCGGAAGCGGAGGGCAUUUCCUCAACUCCUUCCCCAUCCAGGACCCCGCGACCAUUUCUUCCAUGGCCGUCCUCAACCAGGUCUUCCAGUACGCGUAUCUCCCGGUCGGACCAGACGAGACUCCUCAACUCCCGUCGUGUUCGUACUUCCCGGUCUAUUGGAAUCCUCGACUGGGAUCCGAGUCGGGCGCGGCGCCGGGAUCGGAACGCGGACCCAGCCGCCCCGCGUGGAUGGGCGCGACAUCUGUGAUGGAAAACGAGAAGCGUGAGUCUCCAUCCCGAAGCACAGAAGGCACCCAAGGCCCCGACCUCCCCGCCUCCGAAUCCGAAUCCGAAUCCACGGAUUCCGCGUCGGACACGACCGAGCGCUGGCGGCGACUCUUCUCCGUCGAUGCCAUUCUCAAGCCCCGAAGAAGAAAAAGAAGAAAUUCGAAUCUCCCGCCUCGACGACCCUGCGAUUGACUCAUUUUGACUCAUUUUCUCCUUUGACGUUAGGCGCCACC